This is a messenger RNA of Emiliania huxleyi CCMP1516, 306 nucleotides long. RefSeq lists its product as hypothetical. The transcript has a single exon. Bases 1 to 306 code for a protein of 101 amino acids. The record is from RefSeq and is a predicted model, not a curated record. Lineage: Eukaryota; Haptophyta; Isochrysidales; Noelaerhabdaceae.
AUGCAGUCGCUCGUCGUCGAGUUCUCGCGGCGCGUGCGCGAGCCAGCACAAAAUAUGAGGGCGAGUGCAGGGGCCAGCCGCGCCACGCGCGGCCACGUGCACCUCCCAAGCCAACCGCCGCCCCCGCAGCACGACGGUGAGGCGAGCCUCGCAAACGACGCCGAGGGGGCAAAGGUAGCUCUCGCCGGGUGUGCCUCAGCGGCCGCGGGCGAGCAGGGCAUGUGCGCGCCACGCGCCGCCGCUCGAGCCGGAUCGUACGAGUCUCCCUCCCGCGGCUCGUUGCAGGAGAGCGGGUCGAUCCGAUGA